Nakaseomyces glabratus is the source of this 2547-nucleotide messenger RNA. It is a transcript of the gene YME2, whose product is annotated as Yme2p. Gene Ontology annotation, molecular function: RNA binding. The record is from RefSeq and is a predicted model, not a curated record. NCBI's taxonomy places the organism in Eukaryota, Fungi, Ascomycota, Saccharomycetes, Saccharomycetales, Saccharomycetaceae. Gene Ontology annotation, cellular component: mitochondrial inner membrane.
AUGAAUUCGAUUACUACGCCCAGAAUGGGCGCAACUAUAUUGAGAACAAUCGCACCAAAUGUUGGUGUAUUGUCACAAGUAUUGCCCUUGGGCCUUAGAAGAGUUUAUCCGAGAGGUGUGCGCUGGGUAUCCAGUGAAAUCCAACAGAAGGACAGGCAAGCUGGUGAAUCUAACACGGCUACCGACACAGGUGUCAUUCAUAAGACAGAGCAAGAAACUCUGCUAUAUUUUGAUAAUGUAUAUGCUAGAGCCACAUCACUGUGGAAUCCAGCUUUAUGGUACAACGUAUUACUACGGAACCAAUCUCGAGAAAGUGUUAGAGAAAAGAUUAAAAAUCUAGCAAGUCCACCAGAUAAUCCAAUUCAUGGGCUACAACUGAGGUCGACGAUUCCUGUCAAGCGUGAUGGUGGUGUAUUUGCCACAUUUUUGGUACCCUUUAACUAUACAAAAGCAGAAGUGAAUACUAUGAUUCAACAGAAUACCCUGAAUGAAUCGAAGAAUUCACUGUUUUCUUACUUUACUAGAGCAACUGCUUUUCCAGUCAAGGGGUCACCCUGGAUUGAGGACUUGAAGAGACUCCCAAGCACUACUGUCAUCAUUAAAUGUCAAGGUCCACCUCUAACUGAAGAAGAAAUAUACUCUUUAUUCAGAAGAUAUGGAACAAUUAUUGACAUCUUUCCUCCUAAUGAUACCAACAAACAUUUCCGUGUCAAAUAUAGAUCCUAUAGAGGAGCCAUAUGUGCAAAGAACUGUGUGUCUGGUAUCGAAAUUCAUAAUACUGUUUUGCAUCUUCAAUAUGAAAAUGUAGUCAAGGGCCAUUUGAUAAGAAACUUUUAUGUUACUCAUACAAGAAUUGCAAUUCCAGUUACUUUUGCACUAUUAUCUAUUCUGGCUGUUUUGAUAUUUGACCCUAUCAGAGAGUUUUUUAUUGAGCAGAAGAUUACUCACCAAUACCAGAUUUCUUGGGAUAACAGAUACCUUAAACAGUUAAAGAACUUAACCAAUUCAACAGUUUCUACUUUUAAGAAUUACUGGGGUUAUGACAGUUCCAUUAUCUCUAAAAGACACCUGUGGGAAGAAAGGAUCGAGAAAAUGGAUGAUUUGAAAAUGUGGCUCGAAGAAAACAACAAUACGUUUGUAUUAAUAAGAGGCCCAAGAGGUUCCGGUAAGCAUGAGCUAGUUAUGCAACACACGCUUCACAACAGAAACAAUGUGCUCUACAUCGAUUGUGAUAAGUUAAUUAAAUCUAGAACCGAUGCCAAAUUUUUAAGAAAUGCUGCAGGUCAAUUAGGCUAUUUUCCAAUAUUCCCGUGGAUUGACUCAGUAACUAAUGUUCUAGAUUUGAUGGUUCAAGGGUUGACUGGACAGAAAAGUGGUCUCUCAGAGACAAAAGAAUCGCAAUUCAGAAAUAUGCUAACCACGUCAUUAAUGGCUGUUAGAAGAAUUGCAUUAAAAGACUAUCAAUCAACAAUCAAUGAUGCUGGAGAUGAUGUGAAUAUCAAGGAGGAAGAUUAUCUACAGCAACACCCUGAAGCAAAGCCAGUUAUUGUGAUCGAUCGUUUUGAAGGGAAAGCGGAUAUUAAUAGUUUUGUCUAUAAAGAAUUGGCAGAUUGGGCUGCUAUGCUAGUUCAAAUGAACAUUGCUCAUGUAAUUUUCUUAACAGAAACUGUUGCAGCAAAUCAAAGACUUUCAGAAUCGUUGCCUAAUCAAGUCUUUAAGACAAUGAUUCUGUCUGAUGCAUCCAAGGCAAACUCAAGAAACUAUGUGCUAUCUGAAUUGGUUGAACAUUAUCACAAGAGUUUGAAACGGGCAAAGAAGGCCGAAGAGGAUGAGCCUACAGAGAAAGCAUCUCCUGAACAUUCCCAGUAUGAUGAAAAUGACCCUAGAAGAUACCUGUCUGAGGAGCUAAUUCAAGAUAUUGAUGACAGUUUGGAGCCAUUAGGUGGGAGAAUGCUAGACCUUCAAGCAUUUGUGCGCAGAGUAAAGUUCGGAGAACUCCCUAAGGAAGCGUUAGAUAAGAUGAUUGAGCAAGCAUCGGAGCAAAUUACACAAAUUUUCUUGAGUGAUAAGAUCGAUCCACUGAAGAGCGCUCAGGCAUGGGAAUUGAUUGAUUUACUAAGCAAGAACGGUAAGGUAUAUUUCCAUGAUAUUGUGUUCAGGCCAUUAUUCAAAGCAGCUCCAGAAAUUGGUAUACUAGAACUAGAGAACAAUGGCUUAAUCACUGUAUCCAGAGAUAGAGGUGUCCUCAAAGAGAUCAGACCUUUCAAGCCGUUAUACAGGGCUGCCUUCCAGUAUUUAAUCGAUGAUGAAGAUCUGAAGACGGUGCUAAUGACAAGGUACCACUUGAAAGUGAUUAACUUCGAAACAGGAAGAAUCAAGAAAUGGGAGGAAGAACUUCGUGCUCUUGGUAAGAUUAAUGACCAAAAGCUAUUCAAGAGCAGAUUAGAUUACCUGUCUAAAAAGAUUACCACAAGUAGUGAUGUUAUCAACCAUUGUGAAGAUGAAAUCAAGAAAUUGUCUCAAGAGUCCAAUAAUCGAAGAAAAUGA